GCAAAAUAUUAUUAUACAAAUUAGCAUUAAUAUGAAGAUUAUGAUGUACAGGAAUACAGUCCACCAACUUGGAUUAGAAUAGAUUGUAGGAAUUGUGGGAAUUUUAUUUACAGGAUUGAUGGAUUUAUUCUUAGAUUAAGUUUUUUAAGUGUAAUUCUGAUGUCUUGGAAGUUGCUUAGGACGAAGUGUGGGGUUGAUGUUUUGUAUUAGAACAGGCUUCCCAUGUGAAAUUGAUUUGUAGACGAGUGGUUCAUCUCUGAACACAAAGCUCCUACUAUCAGCUUUGAUGAGGAAUAUUUCUGUUAGAGUCCUUGCUUCCACGGAAUCCUCAUUCAAGAAUUGUAUCGUCUCUGGUUGUACAAAAAUGACCAAGAAUUGGCUAAUUUCCAAUAUUAAAAGUUAUUAAAUUGGUUUGAAUUGCCUAUUCAUUGUAUAUGCAUGUUGGGAUGGAUUCCUUCAACAACCCUCUUCAACUUCGCAUAGAUCUUGAUGAGUUGACCAGCAGAGUUUGGGGACAGUGAAUGGUAUAAUGUAUAAGUUAUAAAUAGAAAACAUACUCAAUAGAAUUUGAGUUCAAGAUGUAGCGUGUUAAGAUGUAAAUGAGUUAAUUUAAUUUAUUUUCAGAUACCUGGCAACUGGGGAUAUGUUCAAAACCAUUGCUGUAAGUUAUAGAAUGGGAGAAAGGACAGUCUCAAACAUUGUAUCUCAAGUAUGUAACGCACUGUGGCUUCGUCUGCAGCCUAUCUAUAUGCCUACACCAUCAAAAGAAAUGUGGGAACAUGUAUCUCUAGAUUUUGAAAGGAAGUGGCAAUUUUACAACUGCGUCGGAGCAAUUGAUGGGAAACACAUCUGCAUUCGAAAACCGAUUCAUAGUGGUUCUUCAUUCCAUAACUAUAAACAGUAUUUUUCAGUUGUAUUAAUGGCCUCUGUAGAUGCUCAUUAUCGUUUCACAACGAUAGACGUAGGGUCUAUGGGUAGAUUUAGUGAUGGGAAUAUUUUUUUAAAUUCCCGUUUAGGAACAAUGUUGCACAAUGAAUCUCUAGAAUUGCCUGAUCCCAAAUCCUUACCGGGCCAAAACGAAAUUACUCCUUAUGUGUUUGUUGGGGAUGAAGCGUUCCCACUUAUGCCGAAUUUAAUGCGCCCAUAUCCUAGACUCAAAGUGACUAACAAUUCCCAAAAUAAAGUGUUUAACUAUAGAUUAUCCCGAGCUAGGCAAACUGUGGAAUGUGCUUUCGGAAUUCUGUCAGUACGAUUUCGCGUGUACAAAAGACCUUUUGAAUGUAAGUUAGAAACUAUAGAAAACAUUGUUAAGGCUACGACCGUGCUUCACAAUUAUUUAAGAACCAAUGCCGUACAAUCGAACUCGAUAGAUGUAGACGACGAACUUAUGAUCAGUAACAAUAAUUCUAUUUUAGUUCCUUUACAAAAUAAUCGCAUUAGAAGUUCAAGACAAGCUUUUUUAAUCCGAGAAAAAUUCAAAAUGUGUUUCAAUAGUGCACAAGGUUCCGUUGAGUGGCAAAAUAGAGCAGUUCAGAGAGGGCACUACUGAUGAUUCAUUUUAACAGCACUACUUAAUCUAGCUUUGAUCGCAAAAGUUGUAAUUUACUGCAAAGUGUGUUUUUCUGAACUUUAACAAUGCGAUGUAUAUUGUAAUGUGUGAUGUAAUGAUUUAAGAAAUAAAGAUGUUACGAUAUAAACUUACCGUUCAAACCGAGGUCUGUACCAAUUUUUUCCCAUAGUUCAUCUUUCAUUUUCGUCCUUAUGUAAUCAGGAUGACUUGUAUCAUACAAAAUGGGUCUAUCCCGCACACUUUCUAUCAAACUUUCGACAAGUUCCAUUAUUUCCUUAAACCCACGACGUGAAGGACACACGAAAUCUGUGCGGCUGUCACAAACGAACCACGCGUGGUUGAAGUCAAACUGGGCUGGCCGUGGAGUGGGUUCAAUUUGCGUCACAUCAUCUGGAACUGCGUUUCACAGAAGAGCCCACGUGUGGGCUGGGCGUGUGCUGCCCGUGGGCUGGGUUCAAUUUGCGGCGGGUUUAAAGCAUGGCCAGUCCGAUAUGUUACAGCUAAAGUGUGGCAGAUCAAUCGCCGGGAACUUUAUGGAAGGUGGAACAAAACUGGCAGAUCUGUCCAGCAUAGUGCUGCGAUCAGCUUCGUCCGGUCGACUGCCAACAUUUAAGAUCCUUUUGCUGCUGCUUGGGAUGCUUUUUCAAGAACUCCCGAGUGUAUCCUCCCAAGAGAAGGAAUCGCAGCCUACAUAAGACUUCGCACCAACAAAGGACAUGUUCUGCAGUCUCUUAUAUAUUUUCUUGCCAUAUCGGCUCAGGCUUGUUUCCGCCCUUGGUUCC
Molecule: messenger RNA, 2352 nt
Organism: Cimex lectularius (bed bug)
Lineage: Eukaryota; Metazoa; Arthropoda; Insecta; Hemiptera; Cimicidae
Product: protein ALP1-like
Exons: 2
Coding region: 644-1549 (301 amino acids)
Source: RefSeq, a predicted model, not a curated record